AUGAACACAUUUUUUAUACAGGCCGAACGUGAUCCAAUUUUGCAGACAGGCGAUCUGGGAGAAGAGCUGGAUCUCUUGAGACCCCACGGCGGACGCCCGCGAAAUAAAUAUGCGCUUGUUCGUAAGUUUUUGGAAUACUGGCGUUUUUAA
Protopolystoma xenopodis is the source of this 150-nucleotide messenger RNA. Lineage: Eukaryota; Metazoa; Platyhelminthes; Monogenea; Polystomatidea; Polystomatidae. The record is from the annotation of a GenBank genome assembly.